Messenger RNA from Paramuricea clavata, 594 nucleotides. The record is from the annotation of a GenBank genome assembly. Lineage: Eukaryota; Metazoa; Cnidaria; Anthozoa; Malacalcyonacea; Plexauridae.
AUGGCUGCGACUAACUCUGCUGUUAAACCUAUUGGCCUUUCACAGCCCGAAGUAACUCUGUUUACCAAUGCCUCAAAUCAAGGUUGGGGUGGUGUUUUAGGCAAAGUCACCAUCGGGGGUCGAUGGACUUCCUCUGAAGCAACCCACCACAUAAAUUUUUUGGAAAUGCUAGCUGUAUUUUUUGCUCUAAAAGCCUUUCAGACACAGUUGCUGGGUAAACAUGUGUGUGUUAGAAUAGACAACAUGACGGCGGUAUCAGACAUAGGUAAAAUGGGUACCAGCCAUUCUAGAAAUCGCAACAACUUAACUUGAGAAAUUUGGACCUGGUGUAUUAUACAUCUUGUGUUCUUAACUACAGCACACAUACCAGGCAAAGAAAAUGAGGCAGCUGAUGCUGAAUCUAGAAAAGCUAGAGAUCAAACUGAAUGGGCGUUAGACCCAGAAAUAUUUCAACAGGGUACCCAGAGGUUAGGGGUAAAACCAGUUAUUGACCUGUUUGCCUCCCGAUUAAAUUAUAAAUUGAAACCUUUUAUUGCUUACCAGCCUGAUCCUGAGGCUGAGGCAGUUAAUGCCUUCACAAUCUCAUGGCAUUAA